ACUGCUUUUUUUUUUUUUUUGUAAAUAAUAAUAAUAAAAAGGGACAUAGGAAACACCAGUCUUGAACUUCACUUCAAGAACCCGGGCUGCAAAGGAAAUCUCCUUUGUUUUGUUAUUUAUAUGCUGUCAAGUUUUGAAGUGUUCUGCCAGGUGAUCUGUAAGACAGUGACUGAGUAUGGAUCAUUUGAACGAGGCAACUCAGGGGAAAGAGCAUUCAGAAAUGUCUAACAAUGUGAGCGAUCCGAAGGGUCCACCAGCCAAGAUUGCCCGCCUGGAGCAGAACGGGAGCCCACUAGGAAGAGGAAGGCUUGGGAGCACAGGUGCAAAGAUGCAGGGAGUGCCUUUGAAACACUCGGGCCAUCUGAUGAAAGCCAACCUUAGAAAAGGAACAAUGCUCCCAGUUUUCUGUGUGGUGGAACAUUAUGAAAACGCCAUUGAGUAUGAUUGCAAGGAGGAGCACGCUGAGUUUGUGUUGGUGAGAAAGGAUAUGCUUUUCAACCAGCUGAUAGAGAUGGCGUUGCUGUCUCUCGGCUAUUCGCACAGCUCUGCUGCCCAGGCCAAAGGGCUCAUCCAGGUUGGGAAGUGGAACCCAGUUCCACUGUCAUAUGUGACAGAUGCCCCUGACGCUACGGUAGCGGAUAUGCUUCAAGAUGUGUAUCAUGUGGUCACACUCAAAAUCCAGUUACACAGUUGCCCCAAACUAGAAGACUUGCCUCCCGAACAAUGGUCGCACACCACAGUAAGGAAUGCUCUGAAGGACUUACUGAAAGAUAUGAAUCAGAGUUCGCUGGCCAAGGAGUGCCCCCUUUCACAGAGCAUGAUCUCCUCCAUUGUGAACAGCACGUACUAUGCAAAUGUCUCGGCAGCAAAAUGUCAAGAAUUUGGAAGGUGGUACAAACAUUUCAAGAAGACAAAGGAUAUGAUGGUUGAAAUGGAUAGUCUGUCUGAACUGUCCCAGCAAGGCACCAACCAUGUCAACUUUGGCCAGCAGCCUGUCCCAGGGAACACAGCUGAGCAGCCACCAUCUCCUGCACAGCUCUCCCAUGGCAGCCAGCCCUCUGUCCGGACCCCUCUUCCGAACCUGCACCCUGGGCUUGUGUCAACACCUAUCAGUCCUCAGCUGGUCAACCAGCAGCUGGUGAUGGCCCAGCUGCUUAACCAGCAGUAUGCCGUGAACAGACUCCUAGCCCAGCAGUCCUUAAACCAGCAGUACUUGAACCACCCUCCCCCUGUCAGUAGAUCCAUGAAUAAGCCUUUGGAACAGCAGGUUUCAACCAACACGGAGGUCUCUUCAGAAAUCUACCAGUGGGUGCGGGACGAGCUGAAACGAGCGGGAAUCUCCCAGGCAGUGUUUGCACGCGUGGCUUUUAACAGAACUCAGGGAUUGCUUUCUGAAAUCCUCCGAAAGGAAGAGGACCCCAAGACUGCAUCCCAGUCUCUGCUGGUAAACCUUCGGGCUAUGCAGAACUUCUUACAGUUGCCCGAAGCCGAAAGAGACCGGAUAUACCAGGAUGAGAGAGAACGGAGCCUGAACGCUGCCUCGGCCAUGGGUCCUGCCCCACUGUUGAGCACUCCGCCCAGCCGUCCCCCCCAGGUGAAAACAGCGACUCUCGCCACUGAGAGGAAUGGGAAACCAGAGAACAAUACUAUGAACAUCAAUGCCUCCAUUUAUGACGAGAUUCAGCAGGAAAUGAAGCGUGCUAAAGUGUCCCAAGCACUCUUUGCAAAGGUUGCUGCCACAAAAAGCCAGGGAUGGUUGUGUGAGCUCUUACGCUGGAAAGAAGAUCCUUCUCCAGAAAACAGGACCCUGUGGGAGAACCUGUCCAUGAUCCGAAGGUUCCUUAGUCUUCCUCAGUCUGAGCGCGAUGCCAUCUAUGAGCAGGAGAGCAAUGCUGUGCAUCACCAUGGCGACAGGCCGCCCCACAUCAUCCAUGUUCCAGCAGAACAGAUUCAGAGCCCCUCUCCCAGCACCCUUGGCAAAGGAGAGAGUAGAUGCGCUUCCCUACCAGGCCUGCUGACCCCCGCACCAUGGCCCAGUGCUGCUCCUCAGCAGCAGCAGCAACAGCAGCAGCAGCAGCAGCAGCCGCCACCUCCUCCUCCUCAGCCGCAGCCCCAGCCCCAGGCAGGCCCCAGGCUGCCUCCACGGCAGCCCACGGUGGCUUCGUCUGCAGAGUCCGACGAGGAAAACCGGCAGAAGACCAGGCCACGAACCAAAAUUUCCGUGGAAGCCCUGGGGAUCCUUCAGAGCUUCAUCCAGGACGUGGGCCUGUACCCGGAUGAAGAGGCCAUCCAGACUCUGUCUGCGCAGCUCGACCUGCCCAAGUACACCAUCAUCAAGUUCUUUCAGAACCAGCGGUACUAUCUCAAGCACCACGGCAAGCUGAAGGACAACUCCGGCUUGGAGGUGGAUGUGGCGGAAUACAAAGAGGAGGAGCUGCUGAAGGAUUUGGAAGAGAGCGUGCAGGAUAAAAACGCCAACACCCUCUUCUCCGUGAAGCUGGAGGGAGAGCUGUCCGUGGAAGGGAGCACAGACAUUAACGCCGACUUGAAAGACUGAGAAUUUUUGUUUCAGCUGUACCACUGGUAUUUACUAACAAAAUGAAAAGUCCAUCUUGUGUUCACUCAAAAAGCGUUCAUUGUUUAUUGUUUGGCCGAUGAAUUUUCAGAAACUUGCACAAACAGGAAGUUGGAAGGACAUGACAGACAGCACGAAAGGUUUUACUGUUUUCCCGGACUGCGUGGCAGCCCAGUGAAGCGUCAAGGGUUGUCUGAUGGCAGAAUUUGUGUUCAAGGGUUGCACUGUGUGUGUGCGCGCCCUGUCAGCAUGAUACCAGAGAUUGGUUUUCCUUUUAAUUAAUAUUAUUCUGGAGCCUCAAAUAAGCAUUAUAACUUCUGUGAUUAUGAUUGCCUUUCCUUUAAUUAUUUCUGUAACACUCCACACUGGUCUUUGGAAACUGGCCCCUUAUUUUAAAGAGAAAAGGAAAAAAAAGUUUGUUACUCGAUUGUAUGUUAAAAAAAAAGAACUAUAGACUGUGGACUGCAGUUUAAAGAUGACAUAUGCCAACAAAUGCCUUGUAUUAUAUGGCACUGCCGUAAUUAAAAUUUGUUUUUUUAUUUUGGAAAUAAAAGUUCACUGUAAUUUUUUUUUUCAUUCUCAUUGUUACAUGAUUCAUUGUUACAUGAUUUUUUUUUUUAAGGAAACGAAAAUGUGAAACACAAUUUAGUCCUCGUUAUUUAUUUGUAGAUCCUGCAGCAUCAUGUUGUAAUUAAGUUUCUGGAAGUUUCUGUUAAAUGUAAUGUUGCUUCUCUUGUUACCAUACUGUUUUCCUUUCUAUUUAUAACUGUAUUUUGACGGGCAGUAAAACAAAGUGUCUUAAAAGUUUAAAUAGAGAAAAUGUGCUUUACACAGUUGCCUAUAAAAGUCUGUUAUCCGAGCAAUUCACUCUAGAAGCUUCACUCUGUGUCGUAUGCAAUUUUUACUAUCAUGCAAAUAAGCUUAGGUAAAUAAAACUAAUAGAUCACCUUAGAAAAUUAUGCAAUUAAUGUGAAAAUAAUUGAUGUUGCAAUGUGUCUUCCUUUGGUUCACAAUCAAUUUUAGAGCGGCAUCUGUAUACAAUCUCUGUAUAAAGGUGUAUUUCUUUUUUAUGAGUUUAUGGCUAUGAAAACACCAGCUAUUUUGUUACAGCUGCUGUUUUUAUAAGUGUAUCACAAUUUUCUUUAUGCAGAAAUGUGCUUAUUAGGAGUGGUUAUUGACUGUAACGACACGAUUAAAAUUGUUUGUAUGGUA
This is a messenger RNA of Chionomys nivalis (European snow vole), 3787 nucleotides long. It is a transcript of the gene Satb1, whose product is annotated as SATB homeobox 1. NCBI's taxonomy places the organism in Eukaryota, Metazoa, Chordata, Mammalia, Rodentia, Cricetidae. The transcript is spliced from 12 exons. The record is from RefSeq and is a predicted model, not a curated record. Gene Ontology annotation, molecular function: RNA polymerase II cis-regulatory region sequence-specific DNA binding; DNA-binding transcription factor activity, RNA polymerase II-specific. The coding region runs from base 176 to 2557 and encodes 793 amino acids. Gene Ontology annotation, biological process: chromatin remodeling; regulation of transcription by RNA polymerase II.